UAAUGGAUCGUGUGUGUCAAGUGUGUUUGCAUGUCUGCUUAGACCAACAAGAAAGUAUUCUGCUUCUUUUCUAAAUUUUUUCCCCAAAAAAAAAGAUGAUUUAAAUUUGUUUUUAAACUGCAAGGGAAUAAAGAUUAAUUACUCUAAAAUGUUUGUAAAACAAGCUCAAAUUCCUUUGAAUUUAGUAACUAGAUCUAGUUUCAAUCAAUUAAAAUAUUUAAAAGUUGAUAAAAGAUGUGGAUUUGCGUCUGACACAAAAAAAUCUGAAAAUCCUCAAAAUGCGACUGUUUCUUCUUUUCCUCCUUUAUCAAAACCAUUACCAAAUUUACCAACGCCAAUUUAUUCAACUGUAAAAAAGGAAAAACAGGAAACUAAAAUUACAACACUAUCAAAUGGAUUGAAAGUCGCUACUGAAGAUUAUUUCGGACAAUUUUGUACUAUUGGUGUUUUAGUUAAUUCGGGUCCACGUUUUGAAGUCGCUUAUCCCAGUGGAAUUUCGCAUUUUCUUGAGAAAUUGGCAUUUAAUUCUACGAAAAAUUUCGAAAGUAGAGAUCAUAUUUUACUGGCAAUGGAGAAACAUGAAGGUAUUUUUGAUUGUCAAGCUUCUCGCGAUACAUUUAUUUACGCCGCUUCUGCAGAAAGAAAGGGUUUAAAUUCAAUUACACAAAUUUUAGCAGAUAUUGUUUUAAGACCACAAAUUACCGAGGAUGAGUUAACUGUAGCUCGUCAAACAAUUGAAUUUGAAAUUGAGUCACUAUUAACUCGUCCAGAACAGGAACCACUUCUUUUAGAUAUGAUUCAUGCCGCUGCUUUCAGGGACAAUACUUUAGGUCUUCCGAAAAUUUGUCCCGAGGGAAAUGUUAAUAAAAUAGACAGAAAAAUUCUUUUUACAUAUUUAAAAAGUCACUAUACACCGAAAAGAAUGGUUAUAGCUGGAGUUGGCGUUGAACAUGAUGCUCUUGUUGAAGCUGUUCAAAAAUAUUUUGUGGAUGAGAAACCAAUUUGGGAAGAAGACAAUAGUCUCAUUAUGACGGGAAGAAAUGUUGAUUUAAUUGACGAAUCUGUUGCACAAUAUACAGGAGGACUUGUAGUGAAAGAAGGAAGUAUGCCGGUACAUCCAGAAUCAAGUGGAAUUCCAAGAUUGUCACAUGUUGUAAUAGGUCUAGAGGGUUGUUCACAUCAGGAUCCAGAUUUUAUUGCCAUGUGUGUUUUAAAUACAAUGAUGGGAGGAGGUGGUAGUUUUAGUGCUGGAGGUCCUGGCAAAGGAAUGUAUACGAAAUUAUAUACCAAUGUUUUGAAUCGAUAUCAAUGGAUGUUCAGUGCAACUGCCUAUAAUCAUAGUUACGCAGACACAGGAUUAUUUUGCAUUCAUGCAUCAUCACCAGAAGUUCGCGUUGGAGAAAUGACAGCAGUAAUUGUUCAUGAAUUAGUAUCAAUGGCUGGUUCGACAACAAUUGCUGAAUUAGAAAGAGCGAAGAAACAAUUACAAUCGUUGUUAUUGAUGAAUUUGGAGCAAAGGCCAGUUGUUUUUGAAGAUAUUGGAAGACAAGUUCUAGCUACUGGAUUCAGACAUCGUCCAGAAUAUUUUAUUGAUGCAAUCAAUAAAAUAACAAAAGACGAUAUCAAUAGGGUGGCAUUACGUUUAAGAAAAUCACCUCCAAGUGUUGCAGCGCGAGGUUUAGUUAAAGGACUACCUUCACUUUCAGAUAUUCAAGCUGGUUUGUUGGACGCAAAAGGUGCGAUACCUAGGUCUCGGAGUCGAUUAUCACUCAACAUUUAAUACAUUAUAUAUUUUUACAUUUGUUUUUUCAUUUUUGUUAAUAUUCUUUCUCUUUUCUCUCUGUUUUAAAAAUAAUUAUUAUAAAAAUAAGUUUAAUCAUUUUGAUUUAAUCGAUUUAAUCGUGUGUGAUACAUAGAAAUGAAAUUAUAUAUUGUUUUGAUCUUUUUGUAUUGUAAUUUUCUAUAUAGCAUCCAAACGAGCUGAGGGAUGGAAAUUUGGUUCAAAAUAAAAAAAAAAACAAAAAAAAAAUUGCGUUUUAUCCCAUUUGACCAGGAGUCGCCACGAUUACUUCUUACUUCAUUUUUGAAAUUAAACUUAUUAUUGUAUAUAUAAAUACAUUGUCAAUAAACUAUGUUUCAAACAUUA
Molecule: messenger RNA, 2146 nt
Organism: Leptopilina boulardi
Lineage: Eukaryota; Metazoa; Arthropoda; Insecta; Hymenoptera; Figitidae
Product: mitochondrial-processing peptidase subunit alpha
Exons: 11
Coding region: 149-1780 (543 amino acids)
Cellular component (GO): mitochondrion
Molecular function (GO): metalloendopeptidase activity; metal ion binding
Source: RefSeq, a predicted model, not a curated record